CACCGUGAAGCAUGCGAGCACUCUUCUCACAUCCCUCCUUCCACAGGCAGUUCCAUGGUCUCUCUUCAUCAAAGUUCGAACUGGGCCGCGCAUCUGACAGGAUUGUUCCCAGGCGGAGCUUCAAACAUGGGUCUUCCCGCUGCAGUGGAGAAGAAAGUGCAUCGGCAAGCAGCCAUCGCAAUUGGGAAGCUGCUAGAAGCGGAUGAGAAGAAGCAGGGAGGCGCGAGCAUCAAAACGCUGACGCUUGCACCGGGGGUGGUUGCCAAGAAGGCCACGUACGCACUGACGUGUGAAACCUUGAGAUAUCUGCCUGUCCUGAAACCGGUCCUGGAGUCCACAUCGCAGCUGCGGUUCUCUCAGCAUCUUCGUCCAGAGCUGGCAUAUGUCCUCGUGUACGACCUUCUUUUUGGUCAGGGGUUGUCAGGAUGCGCUCCCCACGAGAAAGUCGUGCUCGCGUGCAAGAGCGCGCUCCGGGCGUCGCUGGCACGAUUGUUGGUGAAGCACGGCGUGUCCUCUGCUGCCGAGUUGUUGCCUGCGGAAUCCCAGAGAGCAGCCUCGACGCAGCCCCGCUACGCCCGCAUUAACCCUCUCAAGACCACUCUGGAGGACGCCCUCCGUCUACUACGAUCUUCCGGGGGGGCGGCCAAGUCUGCUCCGUCAGUCGAGCAGGACCCCCUCAUUCCGAACCUGCUCGUCUUCCCCCCCGGAACAGAUUUGCACGACCAUGCCAUGGUGAAGGACGGCCGGCUCAUUUUGCAGGGAAAGGCCAGUUGCAUGCCGGCGCAGGCCUUGCACCCCGAUCCUUCUUGGACGGUCAUCGACGCCUGUGCGGCACCCGGCAACAAGACAAUACACCUGGCAGCGCUGAUGGGGAACAAGGGCAAGAUCAUCGCCUGCGAUGCGGAUGCUAGAAGGCUGGAGACGCUGAAGAAGACCGUCAAGAAAGCUGGGGCUAAAAACAUCGACGCUCGGCACCAGGACUUUCUCAAGCUCGACCCCGAAGCGCCAGAACAUUUGAAGGUGCGCGCAAUCCUGCUGGAUCCGUCCUGUUCCGGUUCCGGCACCCGCCUCCAGCGGAUGGACCACCUGCUACCAUCCAGCACGGAACGAACGCUCGGGGAGAGUGACCCGGGCACCCCAUACGAGCCAGCUACUCCGGCGGACCGAGAGCGGGUCGAAAAGCUUGCCAGCUUCCAGGAAGCUGCGGUAAGGCACGCGUUGCGAUUUCCGGGCCUACAGCGGCUGGUGUACAGCACGUGCUCGGUGCACCGGCGCGAGAACGAGGACGUCGUUUCGGCAGUCCUUCCGACCGCCCGGGAAAAGGGCUUCCGACUCGCGCCCGCGUUUCCCGGGUGGCCGCACCGGGGGCUGCCCGUCGUCGAAGGAGCCCAGCACCUGGUGCGGACGGACGCGGCACGUGACCAAACGGACGGUUUCUUCGUGGCUCUGUUCGAACGGGGUUCAGGCAAAAAGUCCGCUGCUCGAGGUAAAGCCGAUGCUUCAUCGGACAUUUCGCGCAAAAGAGUUCCGCCAACGGAAAAGGACGGAAGGGGCGUGCCAGCGGUGAACUUGGAGGGGAGGAAGGAGGAUGUCGAAUUGGAGAGAGAGGCUGCUGACGUGGCGGAGAGCGUAGAAAGAGAUGACGGUUUGGCGGAACCGGAUUUCGCUCGAAGAGCGGGGAAAAGGAAGCGUAAACAAGCAGACAACAAGGCGACGGGAUCGAAACGAGACAAGCAGUCCAGGAAUGGACGAGGGGUUGAACCGGAAGGAGCACUAGGCGAAUCCGUCAAGUCGGCACGUGGUAAACUGGCCACUGAUGCAGGAAAGACAGCCGAAGGGACGGAGGACACGCGAAGUGGGAAUGGUGACCAUUCUAAUCAGUCUGCUUCCAAUGAUGAUUUAGAAGCCGAGCCAUGUGGGACGGCUCGUGAGUCACUUUUGCGGCGGAGGAAAGCUAAGCGAGAGCGGAAGAAGGCGCAGCAAAGAACGUCACAAGCAGGAGAAGCAAGUUGACAGAAGUCAGGAGAGAGGCUAUGUUCCUAAGCUUUUCCUCAGUCGUUUCCCUGGUGUCUUCGGUUUGAUGUCACAUAGGGUGGAUUUGUGCACUUAAAGCCAAUGAUCCGGGACGUUCAAGCCAAUCUACCAAGCGGCCAGGUCAUGUGCAAUGGCUGCGCAAUUUGAGAAGGUUUUGCAGUCACGCUUAUGUACCAAUCGGGGCCCCGUCCAAGAUAUGAGUCACAAACACCGCAACACACUUUCAAAGCUCACGUCCGGCACGAGUCUCUUGAGGCCGUGUAUCUCAACUGAAGCUUUUUCCAC
This is a messenger RNA of Klebsormidium nitens, 2319 nucleotides long. Lineage: Eukaryota; Viridiplantae; Streptophyta; Klebsormidiophyceae; Klebsormidiales; Klebsormidiaceae. The record is from the annotation of a GenBank genome assembly.